Mytilinidion resinicola is the source of this 776-nucleotide messenger RNA. RefSeq lists its product as uncharacterized. The transcript is spliced from 9 exons. Gene Ontology annotation, biological process: translation. Lineage: Eukaryota; Fungi; Ascomycota; Dothideomycetes; Mytilinidiales; Mytilinidiaceae. Gene Ontology annotation, molecular function: structural constituent of ribosome. Bases 34 to 444 code for a protein of 136 amino acids. Gene Ontology annotation, cellular component: ribosome; cytosolic large ribosomal subunit. The record is from RefSeq and is a predicted model, not a curated record.
CGACGACACCACACGCCCAGUCGACGAUUCAAAAUGGUGAAAUUUCUCAAGACAGGACGGGUUGCGAUCGUCACCCGAGGUCGCCAUGCCGGAAAGAAGGUCGUCAUCAUCCAGACCCUCGACUCUGGCUCAAAGGCGCACCCUUUCCCCCAUGCGCUCGUCGCAGGCAUCGAGAGAUACCCAUCCAGCGUUACCCGUAGAAUGAGCAAGUCCCGACAGGAGAAGCGAAGCAAGGUCAAGCCAUUCGUCAAGCAGGUCAACUACAACCACCUCAUGCCUACGCGAUACACUCUCGAACUCGAGUCGCUGAAGGGCGUUCUCUCCACAGAUACCUUCAAGGAAGUCAGCCAGCGCGAGGAGGCCAAGAAGUCGGUGAAGAAGGCGCUGGAGGAGCGGUACUCGAGCGGCAAGAACAGGUGGUUCUUCCAGCCUCUGCGUUUCUGAGUGUGUCUCUUUAUGUCACGGAUGGAUGGCAGCGAAAGCGGGAAUUCUGGGAAUGGGAGUGGGAUCGAUAGGCUGUCCUGACGGCAACUCGCCAUAGCCUUUACCUCAUCUUGCCAGUUGAACAAAACGGCGUCAUUGCAUGAAUUCGAUGAGAAUCUCUGACUGUUUGUAUGCUGCCUUUUUGGUUAUGGUGCACUGCGCUGUCAUGUGUUCACUAUUUCGCCGAUUUCUCCCCUCCUUCAUUUGAUGUUCAGACACAUACUCCGCCCUUUCGAGUGCUGGAGGUUGGCAUCGGAUCCGUAAUCUUCACUACUUUCUUCAGCUGCAGACGU